AUGGAGGUCGCUCGUACCUCCUUGGUCCAUGCGGCGGCUCCCCAUUUUCUGUGGCCGUUUGCUGUCCGGUACGCCGCGCAUCAGCUCAACCUCUGGCCCCGUGUCUCCUUGCCGGAGACCUCGCCCACACUGCGUUGGACGGGGGAGGUUGGCGAUGCGUCGCGCUUCCGGGUGUGGGGUGCUCGUGCCCUUGUCCGCGAUACGUCCGCGGACAAGCUCUCCUCCCGCACGCUUCCCUGUGUCUUCCUUGGCUUUGUCCCUGACGCGCCUGGCUGGCAGUUUUACCACCCCACCUCGCGCCGGGUCUUCGCCUCUCAGGACGUCACCUUUGACGAGUCGGUCCCUUUUUACCGUCUCUUCCCCUACCGCACUGCCCCCCUCCCUCCCCCGCCGCUUUUCCUCGCUCCUGGUCCCCCUCCGGUAGACCCCCUUCCCCCUCAGGGUCCUGCUCCUUCAGGUGUCUCUCAGGUAGACCCUCCUCCCGUCGCUGAGCCUGUCGAGGUCACAGGUGACUCAGGUGCUGCUGCGGGUGGUGCUGCUGGGAGUGCUGAGCUGGGGGGUGCUGAGCCUGCGGGUGCUGGGCCUGGGGGUGCUGCGGCUGCGGGUGCUGGGACUGAGGAUCCUGGAGCUGAGGGUACUGUGCCUGAGAGUUCGGAGCCUGGGGGUGCUGAGCCUGGGGGUGCUGCGCCUGGGGGUGCUGAGCCUGCGUGUACGGAGUCUGGGGGUGCUGAGCCUGGGGGUGCUGCGCCUGGGGGCACUGAGCCUGGGGGUACUGCGACUGAGCCUACGGAGCCUGGGGUUGCUGCGUCUGGGGGUGCUCCGGUUCGGGGUGCUGAGCAGUCUCUCACACCGCAGCAGCUUCGUGACUGGUACGUCCGGCGCUUUCGCCGUCCUCGUGGCCCUGCUGGAGUUGGAGGUUCUGGAGCUGCUCGUCCUGGAGGUGCUCGUACUGGAGGUACUGGAGCUGCCGGGACUGGCUGUUCUGGGAGCACUGAGGCUGGAGCUGCUGGAGCUGGCGGUGCCAGCGGAGUUGGAGCUACCGGCUCUGGGGGUGCUCUUCCUGGCGGUACUGGAGCUGCUGGAGCUGACGACACUGGAGCUGACGGUUCUGGACACGGUGGUCCUGCUGGUUCUGGAGGUGCUGGCGAGGGGAGGUCUGACGCUGCUGGGGCCUCUGGUGCUGACGUCGCCGACUCUGGGGGUGCUGCGGCGGAGGGUGCUGGUCCUGGUGCUUCUGGUGCUGCGGGUGCUGGAGGUGCUGGCGGAGCUCCGCCGUCGCGCCUGUUCUUCGCUCCUCCGUCACCGUCGGCUUUGCCACCGCCUGACACGGUGCUUCGCCAGGUUCUUUCCCUCCCGUCUUCCACUGGCCUUCCCCUCCAGCCUGGCUCCCCCCUCCCUGCUCCUGUGCCUUACACUGCACAGCCGGACUCGCUUACGGAGCUCUGA
This is a messenger RNA of Closterium sp. Yama58-4, 1446 nucleotides long. Lineage: Eukaryota; Viridiplantae; Streptophyta; Zygnematophyceae; Desmidiales; Closteriaceae. The record is from the annotation of a GenBank genome assembly.